This is a messenger RNA of Leucoraja erinaceus (little skate), 1658 nucleotides long. RefSeq names its product reticulophagy regulator 1 (gene retreg1). Gene Ontology annotation, biological process: reticulophagy; negative regulation of neuron apoptotic process. Gene Ontology annotation, cellular component: endoplasmic reticulum membrane. NCBI's taxonomy places the organism in Eukaryota, Metazoa, Chordata, Chondrichthyes, Rajiformes, Rajidae. The record is from RefSeq and is a predicted model, not a curated record. Bases 76 to 1521 code for a protein of 481 amino acids. The transcript is spliced from 9 exons.
CGGCGACGUCAUCGCGCAGGGCUGGAGCCCGUCAAACACAAAGAUCAACAGACGGCGGGCGACAACACGGAGAAGAUGGCGAGUGCGGUGAUGCUGGGCGCCGGUGGCGGCGGAGAUGGAGAGGGCGCGGACCGGGACAGGGACCCCCAGGGAGGGGAUGCCGUGCUCCCGGACCAUGACGGUGUAGCGGAGCCCCCGCAGGCCUGGCCGUCCUUGUGCCGGCCGCUCCUCAGCUGCAUGGAGACGGCCUGGAGCUGGCGGCGACCCGGCCUCAGCGCCGCCCUCUUCCUCGGCUCCAACGCCGUGUUCUGGUUCCUUGCUUUAACACCGUGGAGGCUGUAUUCCCUCGUAGCUUUAUCCUUCCUCUUGCUGGUGACGAUUGAAAAUAUAAAGGCUUUAACUCUGUACCUCAUAAAAGGUUGGAAGAAAAACAAGAACCUCAAUGAAAGCUGGAAAGUGACUGAAGCCAAACAGGAAAGCACAGCGAGGUCCAGCCAGUGCAUCGCAGAGUCGUGGAUGAGUUGUACAGUGCUGUUUGAAGAAAUGGCCAGCUUCAAGAAGCAAAACCCAGGAAAGUUUUGCCUCCUUGUUUGCAGUCUCUGUACAUUUUGUGCGGUUAUUGGACGCUAUAUACCCGGUGCCCUGGUGUCAUACUUCUUGUUGCUGUGUUUCCUGCUGUGGCCUUUAGUAACCUCGUACGACCUGUGGCAUCGUUUUUGUACCAAGGCUGAACCAGUUCUGCAGCGACUGGAUUUUGGCCUGAGGGACCUUGUACAACAUUUGCAAAGAAGGAUAAAAAUGAAGCAGGAGAGAUUGGCUGAGAGGAAAUCAGAAGACGAGAGUGAAGCAGACACGUCAGCUCUCUGUCCCAAGAUAAGUAGCUCGGGAGCUGGUAAAGAGCUAUCCAUUUCAGACACGGAGCUAUCUGAAACGUCUUGGACAGAGAAUGGAACCUUUAACUUAUCUGGAGGCCACACUCCCCAGACAGAUGCUUCCGAUGACUUGGACCGUCCGAGCGACCACGAAGAGGCGUUUGCCAGAGAUCUCCCGGAGUUCCCUUCGAUAGAUAACAAGGGGACGAUGGACGAUGACGACGACUCCAGCAUCGGCAUCCCCACCCCCCCGUUCCCCACCCUGGAGACGGGUUUGUGUCAGGAAGACCUGGGGUCGGUGGUGGCCGGCCUGGCCCUCAACCUGUCGAGCGAGCAAAGCCUGGCCCUGAUCAGCACCAUGGCGAGCGGAGCCAUCGCCGCGGCCGUCACCUCCGCCAUGACCGGCCCGCCGCGGGCCGCCCACACCGGUCCCUCCUGCUCCUCCUCGCCGCCGCCACCGCCGACCACCCCCAGCGAAGACACCGACACCGAAGACGCCGACGACUUUGAGCUGUUGGACGAGUCCGAGCUGGAGCAGAUCGAGAGCGAGCUGGGGCUGGGGCUGGAGCAGGGCCAGGCGGACAGGCACCAAGCCGGCAACGACGGCAAGCCGGGAUUUCUCUCGAACCUACUGGGAGGAGGCCACUGAGCCCACCCCCCCCCUCCCCGCUGCUGCUGGGCUGGAUAACAAAUAUGCAGACCAUAUUUCAAACAAUCGCAAGCUCACAAGCUUAUUCACUGCAGUUGUUUCCCCACUCUCUGCCCCCCUUCCCCCUUCCCUCCCUC